CUUGUUGGCAGAGUUGUUAGGAGUGGACAAUACCCCUUGGAUAACCUUACAAGACACGUGUGGAGCCGUUCCCUAAACCAAUUCCCGGCCGAUGCGCGUUUUUUGCGUUAUUCUCGGGUAGCGGCAACAACAAUUUUAUAAAGCGCGGGACCGCCCUGAUGGCGAAAAUCACCAUUCCUAAGCCUUUCCAAGCCCAUCUGUAAAAUGAAUAGAUUACCAGGUCGGAUCCUUUCACCCUGGCAGCCAGUCCGGGUGUUCCGGCCGAACCUUCGUUGCCACAAGUUCCUUUCGAGUUUCCCUCCCGCGCAGGCCUGUCAGUCCAGUCAGGACAAGACCAUUGUCGAACCUCAGAAUGGACAUUGUCGCUCAACAACUACCUCAGCCACAGCGAACAAACAGCCAUUAUCAGCGUGGGAAUUAAACUUCUGGAAAUGCCGUCAUACAUGGAAACGCGCAGGGAUCAACACACUACGCUGCCUAGUCGGCUGUACGCUAGGUGACUUCUCCGCUCUGUGGAUGCUCCAGACAUUCUAUCCGGGGCUCGGGAUGGGUACUAUCAUGGCCGCAUCUAUGGCAUCCGGCAUCAGCACGUCGAUUAUUCUGGAAACGGUCCUCCUCCGGCGUGGAGCUGACCAGCUCUCCUGGCCAAUGGCACUUCGCACUGCGAUGGGGAUGAGUAUGGUAUCGAUGCUUGCAAUGGAGGCGGCAGAGAAUGCUGUUGACUACCACCUUACUGGCGGUGUUGUGGCUCUGGACGACCCGAGUUUCUGGAUGGCAGCGGCUGUCUCCAUGUCGGCUGGUUAUCUGGCUCCGUUGCCGUAUAAUUACCUCCGGCUGAAAAAAUAUGGGAAGGCCUGUCAUUGAUCAUCCGGUAGGAUUCUGCACUGAUUUAAGGGAACCGCAUAUACCAUGUAUAGCUGCUAGCGAUGAAAUACAUCAUGUACUAUUAUGCAAGUACCGCGGCAAAUCUCCUCGAUAAAAAUUGUUGUAAUUGAUACAUUGUCUGUGUUUGCCAAGGCAGCAACGCGCCGAAACGAACUUUCGGCGUAGGUUGUCCCCGACCAGAAAAGCCAUAAGGAUGACAUUGUUCAUCUAGGGUGCAAAAACAUUAGUAAAGUGAAAUUAAAGAUCGGCGCCUGAGGCUUAUAUACUUCAGCGGUUCCUAUAACUCUACUCCGAGACGCAGCUGAACUAGCUAUAGAUAACAAACGGAACAAUAUACUCCUGAAAGGAGUACACUAUAGUAUAUACUUAUGAAGUACC
This is a messenger RNA of Aspergillus pseudotamarii, 1263 nucleotides long. RefSeq names its product DUF4396 domain-containing protein. The record is from RefSeq and is a predicted model, not a curated record. The transcript is spliced from 2 exons. NCBI's taxonomy places the organism in Eukaryota, Fungi, Ascomycota, Eurotiomycetes, Eurotiales, Aspergillaceae. Bases 205 to 864 code for a protein of 219 amino acids.